GAGAGAGAAAAUGCAUACCAUUGCGCACGAGACGAAGAACGAGGAAGGUGGUGGUAGUGGUGGUGAUGGUGGUGGGGGUGGUGGAAGAGGAAAGAUAUAGACCGAUGCGGGUAGGUGCGAGAAGGACGAAGGAACGGUGACGAUGGCUUGGUGUGGGCGCGUGUCUGGCAGCUGCCGCUUACAGGUGGUGUGCUUGCUUGGGAACCAACCUCUACGGACCGUUCCCACGGAAGGCCUGGCCCCCACUACGGUCCCUACUGCCGCCCCUUUACCUCUCUUAUGCAGGGGCCCGUGGCUAUAUAAACCGUCAUCCUACCCAACAGCCACCACAAUCACGCUGAUCGUCCAGAAAGGUCGACAUAAGAGAGACGCGUUUUAAAACGAAUCCACGGAUUUGCUUACUCGACUUGAUUCGAUUUAUAUAUCUUGCUCUCUAUCUAUUACUAAUUUUCCUAUUAUCUAUCUUUAUAUUUUUCUAUCUCUUGUAUCAAUAGAGAUUCGACGAAACAGUGUGUUGUUUACUUGUUAAUCGUUUUUAUUCGAUAAUCAAAAACAAAAACAAACAGAGUGCAUAUGAUACAUAAUAUUAUACAUAAAAUAUAAAGUAUCAUUUUAUAAAGUGCUGCUAAUUAUUGGUGUUGUGAGAACGUUGAAAGAAGAGAUAAAGGAUUAACCAUGGAAAUGCACGAGCAAAUAAUCGAUGGACAAGAGCAACCCAUUUCUAGGACUUAUCAAUACCGCAAAAUUACAAAACCAAUGUUGGAACGAAAACGUAGAGCACGUAUCAAUCAUUGUUUGGACUUGCUGAAGGAUCUCAUGGUUACUGCUUCAGCUCGUGACGGUGAAAACGUAGCGAAAUUGGAAAAAGCCAAUAUUCUCGAAUUAACCGUCCGUCAUCUUCACAAACUGCAACGUCAGCAACGUUUAUCGGCAAAUCCGGUGAUCGAUGCUGAUCGUUUCAGAGCUGGUUACACGCAUUGCGCUAACGAAGUUAGUCGUUGCUUGGCAGCAACCCCUGGCGUAGAUGUAGCCCUUGGUACUAAAUUAAUGACACACCUUGGACACAAACUAAAUUCAAUGGACAAGACUGGACCAUUAACCAUACACGUGGCAGCACCACAAUCUUCCCCAUCAUCAUCCAGCGAACUUAGCUCCGACGAAUAUUCCAUGCCACUUACACCAGCUUCCAGUCAACCAUCACCAGUUAGGACGGAUGUCGAUAAGGAAAUCUCACAACAGAGUCAUCAUAGUUUUGCCGAAGGAUUAUUGAGAGUUGCUAAAUCCAACGAACCAAUCUGGAGACCUUGGUAAAAUUAAUGAAAUGUUUAUUAUAAGAGCCCAGCCCUAUUAUAUUCUCAACGUUGGAAAACAUUGAGGAAGACUGUUGACCAAUGACACUAUGAUCUCUCUCUCCGGUGCAAAUUCGGUUGUGGUGCAAUAUCAUCUGUGAUUUCAAACGGAUGAUCUUCAAGUAAUCGAAACAGAAAUAUGUAAUAAUUGAAGAAUUUCCUCUUGGAAUGGGGGAAACAAGAAAAAUCUUCUUCCAAUGAAGGAAGAAGAAGAAGAAGAAGAAGAAGAGGAAGUUCAAAUAUUUUUAAGAAGAAUACGAAAUAACAUAUUGUCCUAACGAAGAACCAAGAUCUCCAAACGAAUUAUCGGAGAAAUAAGACAAGACUAGACUAAACUAAACGAAACGAAAGAACGACAAACUAAUAGUGGAAGUCAUAUUCUAUUUGUUUUCGUUAUUUUCUCGCGUAAUACGAAACAAAUCUACCUGAAGACCUGAGCUUUUUAUUUCGCGUUAUCGAUUAAUACAUAUCAACAUUUAAUUAAAAAGUAUUAAGGUCUCAAUAUAUAUAAAUAUAUAUAUUAAAAAAUAAUUAAUCGUAAAGUCGUAAUAAACACAAAACGGUUGAAGUUUUAAUUUAGAUAAUAUCGAUGGUUACAUUUUUUUCUAUUAUUUGUUUAAUACUUUUAUCGAAAUAUACAUAUCUUGUUUAAUUAGUCACGAAUUUCUUCACGAGAGAAUAAUUGAAGAUAAAGAGUUUUUUUUUUUUUUUUUUAUUUAAAAAAUUGAUAUUAAAUAAGAUAUCAUCGUUGCCUUAUAGUUUUAUUGAUUUUGAAUAAUCAAAAAAAAAAAAAAGAAAAAAAAUGUUGGGAUAAAACAUAAUUAAGAAUACAACUCGUGAUGAAAACGUUUAUUGUACAUAUAUAUGCGUUUCCUCCUCCGUCGAAAUGAAAGAGAUCAUCUUUUAAUCUUUUAAUUAGAUUUUUUUGUUUAUCUUUGUUAAAACACAUUCGUGACUGGUAUUUCUUUUUCAUACGAAACAAUUUGUUUAAAUAUCUCAUAUAAAAAUAUGAAAUAUAAUAGCAU
Polistes dominula (European paper wasp) is the source of this 2374-nucleotide messenger RNA. RefSeq names its product enhancer of split mbeta protein. Gene Ontology annotation, molecular function: DNA binding; protein dimerization activity. NCBI's taxonomy places the organism in Eukaryota, Metazoa, Arthropoda, Insecta, Hymenoptera, Vespidae. Gene Ontology annotation, biological process: regulation of DNA-templated transcription. The record is from RefSeq and is a predicted model, not a curated record.